Glossina fuscipes is the source of this 7114-nucleotide messenger RNA. RefSeq lists its product as uncharacterized. Bases 1171 to 6909 code for a protein of 1912 amino acids. Lineage: Eukaryota; Metazoa; Arthropoda; Insecta; Diptera; Glossinidae. The transcript is spliced from 14 exons. Gene Ontology annotation, cellular component: cytoskeleton. The record is from RefSeq and is a predicted model, not a curated record.
ACACAAAAAAAAACUAAAUGUUUAAAAAAAUCGCAAAAUCGAAAAAAUUUUAUAAAAUUUAAAAAUUUCAAAAGUAAUUAGUUGCAGCUGUGUGUAUUCCUUGUGUCUUGAUUUUGUUUUUGUUAAUUGUUUAAGUACCUUAUUGCAAGUGAUAAAAGAAUGCAAUUCAAGCUUCUGUUUUGUACUUUGAAAAUCUGUGCGUAUGUACACAAGUACGUAUAUUAAAAAAAUUAUUUAAUAUGAAAACCAACUCCCUUUUGUGAUUUCUUCGUUUUGCUCACAACGUUUUUUUCUUCGUUGUUGCUACAAAUUUUUUUUAUACAUAUUUUACAAAUAAUGUAGUUGCUGUUGCUGCAAUUUUUUUUUUUUUUUUGCAUCUUCGUUAAACUCAACAGUAACUCUAACAUGUUCUCUUUAUACAUCGGCAACGUAGCAGAGGCUACGUUAUUACAGCUAACAACCGCUCUGUAAAAUAACAACCAGAACAAACAUUACAGAUUUGAAGUCAAAUGUUUAUUGAAAACGAGACUGCAUUGAGAGAGAAAACGAUUUACAGAAUAGCAGUGUGAGUAAAGGCUAUUAAAAAAAAAAAAUAAAUAAAAAAUAAAUAAAUAAAAAAGCAGUGAGAAAGCAGUGCAAAAACAACACUUAUUAAGAAGAGUUUAAAAGACCAUAUGUUUUUUGCGUUCUCACCACUAAAUUGUACUCGACCCCACAUUUUUCAUUUUGUGUGCGCGAUAUAUUAAAUUUAACUUGAUUUUAAACUUCAUUAAUUCUUAAUUAAAGAUAUUCACACGAAAAGCACUAGUGUUGUGCGGUGCGAAAAACGAAGGGAACGUUUUCUCUACAAUAAUAUCGUUUUAUUUCUUAAAGUGUGUGUGUGUGCAUUUGUUUACUAAUUUUCGGGAUGAGCGAGAGAUUUAACUAACUAACGCUAGUUAAACUCCUUGUUAAGAGCAAUAUAUGAACUUUUUAAAUCGGCAUUUCUUCUUUUAAAUAACGGUUGCGUGCCAAAAUGCAUUUAAUGCUUUUCUUCAGGAAUUAUUGUGAGCAAACGGUUACAUCGGCUACAUACCUAUAAACUGCAGACAAUAAUUACAUAUACUUUUUUACACAAUUAUAAGGUGCAACGUAAGCAACAAAUAAAUAAACAAGAACCCAUCUAUCUAAAUGUCUGACGAAGUGCCUUCGGGUAGAUUAUCGCAAAUAUUCGAUACUCUGACGAAUUUACAAACUAACCCAAAUCCAUCAUCAAUAAGUCGAACGCGUAGCGCUGCAGCUAGACGUUCAACCUCAUCUUCGCCCUCUCCCUCGACAUCUGGACGCCUAACCCCAGCUAGCGCAGGCAGUGGUAGUGUUGGCAGUGGCGGUAGCGGUGGCGGCGGCACUUACCAUUUGCAUAAUCAUCCGCAAACUUAUCAAUAUCUAACGCAAACGCAUAAUUAUUUUCUAAGGCCUCAGGAUAACACUGAACAGAAUGGCGGAGCAGGUUAUGUCCACACAUUUCCAUCCGCCUCGAAUCAAAUGCAUCACCAUCAUCAUCAUCAUCAAUAUGGACAUUAUCUACACUAUCACCAGCAGCAGCAACAGCAACAAGAGCAACAGCACUCACAACAUAUAUUCAGCUCACCGUUAAUGCUGCCGCAGACACACCACCACCAGCAGCAGCAGCAGCAGAAGCAGCAGCAACAACAACAACAACAACAACAACAACAACAUUCUUUGCCUCCUUUUUACGGCACUUCGCAGUCUUUGAAUUCGUCGCCGUUGCUCGCGAAAAGAGCGACUUCACUUAGCAGUAAUAUACCAUUAGGCCGGCAUGCUUUAGAAAACUCAUCAUCGCCACCCUGUUCGUCGACGGGAUUGCAGUGCGCAGCCCAAUCGACCCCUAAUAGUCCGCGAUUAAUGCCUCGACGCACGCAGAGAGUUCCACCCAUACCGGUUAAACCGUCAAAUGUGAACUUAUCGGCGGCACCGUCAAUGACUGCCGAAAAAUCUGAGAGACAUGUAAGUGGUGCAGAAAGUGACGCAUCGUGGCCUCACCUCUCGACGUUAACCGACUAUUUGGAUGUACAUCAGGUUAACAACUAUCCAGCAGGAGCAAUGCCUGAGAUUAACUGGCAAGAACGUUGUUUAGAGUUGCAGUUGGAGUUGCAUCGCUCAAAAAAUCAGGCGGGACGGAUACGAGAUAUGUUAAGAGAAAAGUUAUCUGAAUUGGAACAGCGAGUUAUUGAGGCGGAAGAACGAGCAGAAGAGGCUGAAGAUAAGGUGCGGGCUAUGGAACAAAGGUUGAGUGAAUGGCCCAAACCAACCAAUAACGCCACCACUAACGUCACUAAUAAUACCUCACCGAUUCAUCAACCUCAACCGCAAACACAAUCACAACAACAACAACAACAACAAACGACAGCUAUCACACAGCAACAACAAUUGCAGCAAUCUGCGACCACAACAGCAACAAGUCUUCCUACGGUAGUCGCUGAGCAUACUAUAACAUCUUUGGAAAUUCAAGUCGAGGAACAACGUCAAUUGCGUUUACAAGACGCCCGGCAAAUCGAGGCCAAGGCAGCAAAAAUUAAAGAAUGGGUCAAUAAUAAAUUACGCGAUUUGGAAGAACAAAAUCAAUUGCUACGCGAACAGAAUCUCAAGUGUAACCAGCAGUUGGAAUUAUUAAAAAACUAUAUUGCGAACCAAUCGAACCGGCACAGUGUUAUUGGACCGGUGCGUAACAGUUUGAGCUUGGAUGUGCAAGAGUUUUCGACCUCCAAAGAAACCCGCCGACGUAGCGAAAGUUUAGAUACACAAGAGAUAAUCAGUCGUCCUUUAACCACAUCUUACCCGCACCAUCAGCAUCGACGUAAUCUUUCAAUGGAGCCCACGGAGUUAGAGCGCAACUUAGUCGCGGCUGUGGAUGGUUUAUCUUUAGCUCCUCUGGCUAGUAUAACAGCCAAGCAAACACCUUUAACCUCGACGGUUAAAAAUGGCAGACCGGAUAGCUCCGAUACCGAUACAGCUCACGAUUAUGCCGAAAUUUAUACACCGUCGUGUGAAAAAAUGCCCGCUUGGCUAAAGAAUAAUAAUCCAGCUUUAAUGGCUAGUGGAGGUAAUUCAAGUACCACAACUACCACAAGUGAUAUAGUGCCUAGACCGCCGACACCGCCUUUACAUCGUUUCCCUAGCUGGGAAGCUAAAAUCUACCAAGUGGCCAACGAUGGUCUGGCAGCCAGUACGGAGAGUCAUUUGAAUCACCAACACGCAGUCAUGACGUCUGAAAGGGGGGAAAGUCAAAGUCAACUGCCACCGCCGCCUGAUGUGCAAGAGUCUAACACUAACCUGGCUAAUGGUUCCAAUCAACCUGGUAGACAUACACCCGGUAGCAGCACCAAUGCAGAUACGCUGGGUAGUAAUAAUGGAGCCGCCGCCACCGCCACUCCCAAUAAUACAAUUACCAGACAACAACAAACAGCCAGUGGUGGUUUCUGUGAUAUUUCAGUACCAGUUUAUGCUACCGUCAAAGGGAGGGCUUCCCAAAUACGUUCCAUGCCUUUCACAGGCGACUCUAGUGAUGAUUCAAGCGAUGGUGAAGAUCAUGCUGUCAUGCUUACUCAUAAUUCUCAUAACUCAUCAAGCACUGACAAUACGGAGACUUCAACUUCCGGUAGUGCUUCGAGUCCUUCGAAAAGUCUGAAAACCUCAUCGAGUUUAAGUCCUGCCAAGCGUAGUGGUUCAGAAAGUCCUAAAAAUUCCAAACCAAGGGCGUACCAAACAUAUCAGCAUCAAUCUCUGCGUACACCUAAUGUCCCGUAUCCUCAGUCACCAAAUACCUCGCUGCUAACCCAACAUAACCUCAAAAUUUUACCAACACAAGUGACACAAUAUCAUAGACUUUCUGUGACUGCCAACAAUCAUGUACGUGUCCCUCAUGUACGUGGCACAGUAAUUUCAGAUAUUUCCUUUGAAUCAGGCCUAUCCGAUGAUUAUGCUUUGCCACCCGAUGCAGUCUCGGAAUCAACUUGUCCGAUGGACGCCUCUAUGCCUUCUUUACUGAUGCGGCAAUCAUAUGUGGAUUCGCCAAGUAAAAAACUAGAGUCACUAGAAAAGAUGGGUCACCUAGCUAAGCUGGGUGGUAAAUUGAAGACUUGGCGUAAGCGCUGGUUUGUUUUGAAAAAUGGUACUUUAACUUACUGGAAAAGUCAACACGAUGUGCAACGUAAGCCGCAAGGUCACAUUAUAUUAGAUGAAGCCUGUCGCAUAAAUCGUGCAGAAGGGGCUUCAACAUUUGAAAUUGAUACGGGUAAAAAAGUGUACUAUCUCACUGCCGAUUCCAAUGCCACUAUGGAUGAUUGGAUUAGAGUUCUUCAAAAUGUUCAAAGACGCAAUGCCACCAAGCUGUUGCUUAGUCGCGAAGAUCAAAAGCCCACUUUGCAAGGAUGGGUGACGAAAGUGAAGAAUGGUCAUGCCAAAAAAUGUUGGUGUGUAUUGCUGGGGAAAAUGUUUCUAUACUUUAAAGCUCCCAAUGAAACGAAUCCGGUGGGACAAAUCAAUAUGCGGGACGCUAGGGUGGAAGAAGUCGAACAUGUCUCCGACUCCGAUUCCGAGGAAAGAGAAGAUCCAGCUCAAAGUCAGGCCAGACUAACUGUUGCUAUCUAUCCUGCUCAUCAGGGACCGACUUACUUGAUAUUGCCAGGCAAAGCCGAACGUGAUAACUGGCUUUAUCACUUGACCGUAGUGUCCGGUGGAGGACCCAGCGCCGGUACUCAAUAUGAACAGCUUGUGCAAAAACUUAUGGAGACCGAUGGAGAUCCUAAUUGCGUUAUUUGGCGUCACCCUAUACUUUUACAUACCAAAGAUACCAUUAAUGCCCCUUUAAGUUCCAUGCAUACCGAAGCCAUACAGCCGGAGGCGAUUAAACUAUUUAAGAGCAUACAACUUUUUAUGUCGGUGGCUGUCAAUCAACCAGGCAUUGAUUAUCAUGUCGUUUUGGCACAAAACGCUUUGCAGCAUUGUCUCGAUCUACCCGAAUUGCAAACCGAAAUGAUUUGUAUAUUAAUUAAACAGACCUCUAGACAUACGGGCCAAAAACUAAGUGUGGGCGUCCAGGUAAACAAGAAACUGGGCAAGCAGACGCGCCAACUACUAUUGUGUGCCACUCAGAGUCUAUUUGCCUGCGAUACGCAACAAAGUGGUAAUGCUCAAGCAAAUGGCAGUUCACCUACAUCCCUACAGGCUCCUGUACCUCCUCCUAUUAUUGAUUGUAAAUCCAAUCCACCCGCUUACUCGUUUGUUCAGGGCUGGCAAUUGUUAUCGUUGGCGGUUUCAUUAUUUAUUCCAAAAUCUAGUCGUCUAUUAUGGUAUUUGAAAUUGCAUUUAUCUCGUAACGCGGACACGAAAACCGAAACCGGUAAAUAUGCGGCCUAUUGUGAACGAGCCUUAGAACGCACAUUAAAAAACGGUGGUCGCGAAACUAAACCUUCGCGUAUGGAGGUCUUGUCAAUACUUUUAAAGAAUCCGUAUCAUCAUUCUUUACCACACGCUAUCCCCGUUCACAUGAUGAACGGUACCUAUCAGGUGAUUUCGUUUGACGGCUCUACGACUAUUGAGGAAUUUCAAACUACAUUGGCUCAAGAGAUAGGCACAAGGGACGCUACAAACGGUUUUUGCUUGUUCAGUGACGAUCCUAUCGAAAAGGAUCUCGAACAUUAUUUAGAUCCAUUGGCUAAACUGUGCGAUGUCAUCUCGAAAUGGGAGACAGCUUUAAGAGAGAAAGGUUCCGGAAAAUUUGAAAAUACCCGCGUCAUUCAAUUGACUUAUAAGAAUCGUUUAUACUGGAAGCAUACCGUUAAAUUUGAAACAGACAAAGAACGCUUGCUGCUCUGCUAUCAAACAAAUAAUCAAAUCGUUCAGGGUCGUUUCCCUUUGUCAAGAGACUUGGCCCUGGAAUUAGCUUCGCUUAUGGCUCAAAUCGAUAUGGGCGAUUAUUCGCAUGAGAAGACCAAGACCACUACCGCUAAUGUGGGUAUAAAAGCUUUAGAUAAAUUCUAUCCAUAUAGGUAUCGUGAUGCUUUGAAUCCUGAACAAUUGAAAGACAUACAAGAGCUACUAAUAUCAAAAUGGAUGUUGUUGAAAGGCCGUUCAACUUUAGAUUGUGUACGCAUUUAUCUAACUUGUUGCCGUAAGUGGCCAUAUUUCGGUGCUAGUUUAUUUCAAGCUAAACCGAGGCAUACAGAUCAAGCCAUGACAUGGUUAGCAGUGUCGGAAGAUGCUUUAAAUGUCUUAGAAUUAUCUUCUAUGGCGCCGGUGGCCCGCUAUCCUUAUACAAGUGUAAUGACAUUUGGCGGAUGCCAGGACGACUUUAUGCUAGUAGUAUCAAAUGAGGACACUUUAGCCAGUUGUGGCAGUCAAGAACAGAAACUUUUGUUUGCGAUGAGCAAGCCGAAGAUAUUGGAAAUUACUUUAUUAAUCGCAGAUUAUAUGAAUGCUCUGGGCCAUACGGUGCCCGGUACACCACAAAUGAAUUCGUUAACACGUAACGGUUCACAUAGAUCAUUAAGAUCAAGAGCUAUGGGCACGGGCACAGGGGCUACCACAGCUAUAGGUACAUUUUGCGGUACAGCGACUGUCGGUAUGUCGACUAACGCAACCAGUACAGCUCAUAACACUUUGAAUUCGCACGCUACGCACACUCUCAACUCACAACAUUCGCACACUUUAAGCUCUUCCCACUACAGCACUGGAGCCGGUGUAGGAGUUAUAGGGCACGGCUCGGGUUCUUUACCUGGUUCACAGCAAGGCACCAUGAAUUCAACACAUGGUCUACAACAACAACAACAACAACAUCAGCAUCACCAUCAUCAGCAACAUCAACCCGAUAUUUUGAAGAGUACACCGGAUCAUCAGAGAAUCAAAUGAAAGGCAAGAAAUUUGUAAAUAUUCUUUCAGCCAAUAAGUCAACUAUAGUUUUUCUCAAAUAAGGCUUUUUUUUUUUUCUGUGUCUAUACACGGGCAGAAAAAUUUAAAAGCCUAAAGAGUAGAACAGUAAUAGACUAAGCUUUAAUGAAAAAUAUAAUUUUCUUUUUUUUUUUAAUCAAUAUUUUAUGCAGAAUAUCUUUAAAAA